AUGAAGAAAGAUUUCUCCUGCCGCUGCCCUUCCCUGAUCAUCAGCAGGGAAACUGCUCUUUUCUACCUGCUCUGCGUGCUCAUUGCUCUUUACAUGCUGGCUGGCGCUGCCAUAUUUUCUUCCUUGGAGAGACCAGCGGAGCUAAAGGCCCACCAGCUCUGGGAAAGGAGGCUAAGAGACUUCAGCCAUGAGCAUAACAUUAGUUGUGAAGACCUGAAAUCUAUGUUGCGCCACUAUGAGGAAGCCAGGACCGCAGGCAUCCGGACAGAGCGAGGCAGAGCCCUGUGGGACAUCCCAGGGGCCUUCUACUUUGUUGGAACUGUGGUCUCCACCAUUGGAUCUGUAAUCACAGAUGAGACCUUUAAUGUGUUUCUCUUAGGGUUUGGAGUGUCGGCCCCAUCCACUGUGACGGGGAAGGUCUUGCUUGUUUUCUAUGGGUUACUGGGCUGCUCGGCUACCAUACUCUUCUUCAAUCUCUUCCUGGAGAGAGUCAUAACAUUGCUGAGCUUGCUGAUAUUCUCGUGCCACAGGAGAACUGGACACGGCGGACUGGAGGGCCGAGCCAGUGAAGGUAACAGAAAUGAAGAACGGAAACCAUCUGUAUACCAAGUCACACUCAUCCUUUUUGUCGCUGUCCUGCUGGUUGCAUGUGGGGCUGCCUCCCUCUAUUCAGCCAUGGAGGGCUGGACUUACAUGGAGUCCCUCUACUUCUGCUUUGUGGCGUUCAGCACGGUGGGCUUUGGGGACUUUGUUAGUGGCCAGAGAGAGCACCAUGAAGACAACUGGGCGUACCAGGUUGCAAAUUGUCUCCUGAUGCUUUUGGGAGUGUGCUGCACUUAUUCCCUCUUUAACACCAUCUCUGUGAUCAUCAAACAGGUACUGAACUGGAUGCUGAGGACACUGGCCUGGAUGUAUAGCUGUAUCCGCCACUAUAGACCGCAACUCAAAGCACUGUUAAAUCUCUGUCAUUGUGACUCCGAAGCACCUAUAUAUUAUUGUGAAGAUGACACUCCGCAAGCAGUUACCAGUUCAGGUCACGGCGUGAUGUGGCACUCCUGUGUUCCCGAUGCUAUUGGUGAAUGCCUUUGUGAUGAGGCUCAAGUGGAAACAGUGUGCCACAGAGAGAUAGACGGAGGGAUUUCUGCAAAACAAGAGGUUGCGUUCAAAUAG
Molecule: messenger RNA, 1170 nt
Organism: Sebastes umbrosus (honeycomb rockfish)
Lineage: Eukaryota; Metazoa; Chordata; Actinopteri; Perciformes; Sebastidae
Gene: kcnk20
Product: potassium channel subfamily K member 13
Exons: 3
Coding region: 1-1170 (389 amino acids)
Biological process (GO): stabilization of membrane potential; potassium ion transmembrane transport
Cellular component (GO): membrane
Molecular function (GO): potassium ion leak channel activity
Source: RefSeq, a predicted model, not a curated record